GAGCAAAGGGGCUGAGAAAGGCCGGACCGGGGUUGGCCUAGGGUAGCGUACAUUGAUUGGUUAUUUUAAGCAGGGAACUUUGCCGGCGUGGUAAGCGAUCUCCCUUACAUUGGCGUUCUUGUUUCGCUCCACACAAGCUUUGGCCUUCCCGCUUCUGCGCAGCCCGACCCGGCCAAAGCCACACGGCCUACCCCCGUGUGUCAUUUCUCUCCUUGUGAUCACUAUGUCCGGAUUCGGCUCUUUGCCGACCAAUGGCGUCGGCGCCGGAGCGAAAAAAGAUGCUUUUGCAGACGCAAUGGAAAGAGCCAGACAGAUUGCAGCUAAAAUCAGUGGUGAGAGUGGUCACAUGGCAAGCAACAAUGGAGGAGCUGAGGGUUUUCCAUUCGCCGCACAGAAACGAUCCCUUGAAGAAGCAGAUGAACCAGAUGCCAAGAAGGUAGCAUCACAGAAUGAAAGAGAUUCGUCAUUGUCCAUUGGAGCUCAACUGGCUGCCCUGGCUCAACAGAGUGUCAGGCCCGGCAUGAUGACAAUGACAGAGGAGUGCAGAGUGCCUGAUUCUAUGGUUGGUCUCGUCAUCGGCAGAGGAGGUGAACACAUCAACAAAAUACAACGGGAAUCUGGUUGCAAAGUUCAGAUUGCACACGACAGUGCUGGUCUUUCGGACAGAAGUGUUUCUUUGACAGGUUCGCCUGAUGCCAUAAAGAGAGCAAAGGGGCUCAUAGAUGAAAUCAUCUCAAGGGGACAUGAUUCGCCCAACGGGCAGACGGGUUCCAUGCAGGAGAUGGUCAUCCCUGCGGGCAAGGCUGGACUUAUUAUAGGCAAAGGAGGAGAGACUAUCAAGCAGCUACAGGAACGAGCCGGAGUUAAAAUGAUCCUUAUUCAAGAUGGUUCCCAGCCGCCGAAUGUAGAUAAACCACUGCGCAUCAUUGGAGACCCAUUCAAAGUGCAGCAAGCUAAGGAGAUGGUUAACGAGAUUCUACGAGAACGGGAAGGUUUUGGUGACCGGAAUGAAUAUGGCUCAAGAAUAGGGGGUAGUGGCAUUGAUAUAGGUGUCCCUCGCCAUGCAGUGGGGGUCAUAAUUGGAAGAAGUGGUGAGAUGAUUAAGAAGAUCCAAAGUGAUGCUGGAGUGAAGAUACAGUUUAAACCAGAUGAUGGCACCGGUCCUGAAAAAAUGGCACACAUUACGGGUCCUCCGGAUCAGUGUCAACAUGCCGCCUCCAUCAUCACAGACCUGAUACAGAGUAUCCGUACCAGAGAUGACGGGGGCCAGGGGGGCCCCCCUGGUGCAGGGAUGCCACCAGGAGGACGGGGUCGGGGUAGAGGCCAGGGAAGCUGGGGUCCUCCAGGGGGAGAGAUGACCUUCUCUGUUCCUGCUCACAAAUGUGGACUCGUGAUUGGCAGAGGAGGGGAAAACGUCAAAGCCAUUAACCAACAGACCGGUGCAUUUGUAGAGAUGUUACGUCAGCCGCUACCAGAUGGAGACCCAAAUUUCAAACUGUUCACAAUCAGAGGUUCUCCACAACAGAUAGACUAUGCAAAGCAACUUAUAGAAGAAAAGAUUGAGGCCCCGUUAUGUCCUGUGGGUGGUGGUCCAGGUCCAGGAGGCCCUGGUGGUUCCAUGAACCCCUACAGCCCCAACCCUUAUAAUGCUGGACCUCCUGGUGGUGGACCACAUGGAGGUGCACCAGGUGGUCCCCAGUACUGUGCUCAGAAUUGGGGGGACAGCUACCAGCAGUGGCAGAACCCAGGGCCACAAGACCCCAAUAAGGCAGCGGCAGACCCAAAUGCAGCCUGGGCGGCCUACUAUGCACAGUACUACGGUCAACAGCCAGGGGGCACUAUGCCAGCACAGAACCAAGCAGAUCCUGGAGCAGCAGGGGACCAGAACCAAGCUGAACAGACAGCUGGCGGUCAGCCAGACUACACAAAGGCUUGGGAGGAAUACUACAAAAAGAUGGGCAUGGUCCAGCCUGCAGGAGGGCCAGUGGCUGCUCCGGGAACUGCGGCGGCACCGGCUGGGGGAGCAGCAGCGGCAUCUGGUGGCCAGCCGGAUUACAGUGCAGCCUGGGCAGAAUAUUACAGACAGCAAGCUGCCUACUAUGGGCAGGGAGGGCAGGCCCCUGGGCAAGGGGCUCCACCACAGCAGGGGCAACAGGCACAGUAAUGAAGUUUUGUGUGGGUGGAUGGUUUUGUCGGCUCUUGGGACUUCUGCUGGUGGAGAUUUCCGUUUUUUGCUUCAACAAUUCAAGACCAUUAUUGAACCAUCUACACUUCUUUCAAAAUCUUAUUUUUUAAAUUUGGUAGUUGACUGACUUGGUUUUUUUUCCCCCCAAAUGGAAUAAGGGAGAAAGUUUUGCUCAUGCAUUGAAACAACGCACUAAUUAAUUAUCUCGAUAGAAUUAGUUAUUUGUUUUCCUUAUUUCACCCACAUCUUCUAAUACAUCUUUGUUUUCAAAACUAUGAACUAUAAAUUAUGAGUAUCUUUACUGCAGAAGGUCUACAAUGCUCACAUUCGGGUUGAUGAGUUUCACUUUUAUUUUGAAAUUCCGUUUCUUCUGGUACAUUUUAAGUCACGUUUAAAAGUUGUCUGUUGAAAUUGCAGUUGUCAUGUACCCUGCAAUUUUUAUUUUUAAUUUCAUUCACUGUAUUUUUUUCCCCGGAGGGUACUGUGCAUGUCUGUAUGCUACUUAGCAGGAGUACAUGUGCAGGUUUACUGUAAAAUGACAUAAGUUCACCUACUGGCUGAUUGUGUGUCCCAUGUGUGGAUGUGUCUUCCCUCUGGUUACUUAAACAGUAGCUACAACUUAAUCGAAAAAGGAUUCCCCCUCCCCCAGUAGGCUCUAUCAUUGUAUUUUGUUUAUUUUUUUUUUACAGCUUGUUUUUAAAUACUUAAAAAUAAAACAUUCGGAUCUACAA
Molecule: messenger RNA, 2916 nt
Organism: Syngnathus acus (greater pipefish)
Lineage: Eukaryota; Metazoa; Chordata; Actinopteri; Syngnathiformes; Syngnathidae
Product: KH-type splicing regulatory protein
Exons: 18
Coding region: 224-2164 (646 amino acids)
Biological process (GO): regulation of DNA-templated transcription
Cellular component (GO): nucleus; cytoplasm
Molecular function (GO): mRNA binding
Source: RefSeq, a predicted model, not a curated record